Bemisia tabaci is the source of this 3177-nucleotide messenger RNA. RefSeq lists its product as uncharacterized. Gene Ontology annotation, molecular function: structural constituent of chitin-based larval cuticle. Gene Ontology annotation, cellular component: chitin-based extracellular matrix. The record is from RefSeq and is a predicted model, not a curated record. Lineage: Eukaryota; Metazoa; Arthropoda; Insecta; Hemiptera; Aleyrodidae. Gene Ontology annotation, biological process: chitin-based cuticle development.
AAACGAGCGACAAAGCGAGUGCGCAAUCAGGAAUCAGUGCUUCGAAUCAGUUUUGAAUUCGGUGUCGGGUCAGUCCGCUCGCGCCAAGUUCGGUGCCUAGUGAUUUGUUUUCCUCGGAUUUGGACCUACCUCCGAACGGGAUGAAGUUUUUGGUGUUGAUGGCCUCUCUGGGGGUGGCCUUUGCCCGGCCGGAGCCGCCGGUCUCAAACGGGUACUCAUCAGGGAUCCAACUAGACUCCUACGCGGCGCCCAUCGGUGGCGGCGGCGGCGGGUACCCCUCCUCCGGGGGCGGCUACCCUUCUUCGGGAGGCGGCUACCCCUCAGGGCCCUCGCCGCAGUACGGCGUCCCGGCGCAGGCCCCCGUAGUCCACAAGCACGUCUACGUCCACGUCCCGCCUCCGGAGCCAACUUACUACGCGCCCAAAAGGCCGUCCCCGCCACCGCCGCCCCCGCAGAAGCACUACAAGAUCGUGUUCAUCAAGGCGCCCACCCCACCCCCGCCCACCGCCCCUGACAUCCCGGCCCUCCCCCCGCCGGCCGAGCAGAAGACCCUCAUCUACGUCCUCGUCAAGAAGCCAGACGAGCAGCCAGAGAUCUCCAUCCCCACGCCCGCACCCACGCAACCCUCCAAGCCCGAGGUCUACUUCAUCCGAUACAAGACACAGAAACAAGAGGGCUAUCCUAACUCAGUGGGAACAGAGUACGGUGCACCAUCAGCCCCUUCGGCACCAGGAGACUCCUAUGGCGCGCCACCUUCCAGCUCGUACGGCGCCCCCAGCGGAUCGAGUAGCUACUAAAAACUCCCCACAGAGGGAAUUAAAGUCUAAGUCAACUCGUCCAAGUCCUAUGUCUCGAAAGAAAAACAAAAACAAAGGCCAUGAUUUUAGGCACGUUGCCAUUUUAUUUCUAAUUUUGUUCGCCUCACGCCGAUGUCCUCUCAAGACACACUGUUCAAGUUUCGUUCCUCAUGGGGACUUAGAUGUAAAAGCUUUUCGUAAACAGGGUGAUCCAAAAGUCCAACACCACCGAUAUGAGGAAUCCAACCUCGUGACUUCAAUGAAAUGAGACAGAGACUACAAAUGUUGGAUAAUCCCGAAUCAAAAAAAGCGAAUGUUGGAACCCCUAAAAUUGUAAGAUCACACUGAAAUAUGAUAAAAACCUCAGGUGUUAUAGGGGUGGGGCGAGACUUUUGGAUCACCCUGUAUAAUGGAUACCUGGAGAAAAGUGCGUCUAAUUUAAGGGACACCAGCGACCUUGGGCUUUUGAAUGUUUUAGACUCAGUGAUCAAAAUUGUCCUCGCAUCCAAAUAUCGUGCAUGUCAUGAACAUGGCGAGGUGUCAUAUUCGAGAUUCGCAUCAUUGGACAGUAUGGUAGCCCGGUAUUUCGACCGUACCAUGAGACGAAAUUUGAACGGAUGUAUAGAGACAGCACGGACAAAAAUCUAAGGACGAGACGUUUGAGGCAACGUCCCUAAGACGUCUUCAAGAAACCUUAGUUUAUAGUCUAUCAAGAUCAUCCAUCUACUGAGGGUGCAUACCAAAGAGAAACUAACAUCAAACGUUCCUUAAUUUAGUAAAUUUUGUAAGAUCCUUUUUGAAAGAUACAGGCGAAUUUUUGGGUCGGAUUGGGCCUACAGAUAAUGCUCUUUGACCAGGACCUUACUGUCUAGUAAUUAGACGUCACAAAAGGGCUUGAGCGAUUCGUGCGAGAAAAAAAUUUAGUAAAAUCACUAAUUUCACCGGUAUAUAUUAAUCGCCGAGGAUUUCAGUAAUGUUACCAACUUAGCAAGCGGUAAGUUUACCGUGUUUGGUGAAUAGAAAAAAUAUUUAAAAUUACCAAAAACACGAUGAUUUGAUUAGGAAUUCUUGUCGACCAAUUACUACGGGGAGAGUUGGUGACUUCUCUGACUUUUUCCGGUUUUCAAGUAACUCCAUUCAAUUUUCUGUUCCUUUCUCUUCCAUUCCGGUCCUUGAACCAUCACUGCCCCGCCUAUCUUUAUGGACGUCAAAGGUGUUACUCAGAGAAAACCUCGGUACAUGUGAAAACGUUCCUAAUUUUCAGAAGAUGUAUCCUUGCCGUGCUGUCCCGUAGAGAAAUGAGUCGAGCUGUGAGAACUUUAAGAAAUUCAGCCAUAAAAUCAUGACCACUUAUGGUGCAGCGAAAAUGUCGGAUAAACUGUUCCUGCCUUUCUCAAUCUCGAACUUGGUAGCGAGCCAGUGGCGUGGCGAGAAUUGUGAUGUAUCGAUUGUUAUACCAAUUAAACCUAUGGUAAAGAACCGGUUAUUAAGGUGUUCGCUGCGAACACCCUCUUUAUCGAUCCUUUUCCAUAGGUUUAAAUGGCAUGAAAAUCGAUAUAUCGCAAUUUACGCCACGCCACUGUAGCGAGCGUGACCUCGCACUGAGAUAGAAAACCAGUAAAUUUGGUCAUUUUACCGGUAUUUUCACGGCGAUCGGUAGCCACUUCGAACUUCCUGAAUAUUUACCGGUUUUUUUUUUUAUCUCAAGGCGUCCCGACACAAAAGCUGUAAUAGAUUACUUCCUCCGAUAAAGGAAUGAGGAUUUUCUCGAUCCUACAAAUGUAAAGUCCAACUAAUUUCUCUCUCAUGAUAAGUUCAUGAUGUGUCUAGGUCCGUCUUUGAAGAUUUUUAUUUACUUCUAGAAAUUUUAUAUAUUUUCCUAUAAAUCCCCGUGAAAGUAGAGUUACCGUUUUCUUACUGUACCGUGCCCAUUCCCAAGAAACGUUUAAAACAGAAAAAAAAUCAGCUCCUCCUUUUGAGUUGCUUUUAUUCACAACAAGAAAUACUGUUCCUUAGCUGGUAUAUUUAUGAGAGCUCAACGAAUUUCAGACUGAUCGAAGUUCAUUGUUGGCUUUAAGUCUUGCACGACUGCGAAUGGAGCCAGGUUUGAAUAAUACGGGUAUGAAAGCGUGUACUGUGAGAGCGCUGGACUAUACUUAACUUUGGAAAGUUACUUCUUUCGAAUUGGUAUCGGGAAAGUAAUUGACCCAGUAAUAAUGAAUACCUACCUAUUGAUAGUGAAAAUCGAAAAUUAAACGUAUUAUGAACGGUGAAACGCACAAUGCAAACUGUAAAUUAUACAAAAUUAAGUGUCCGAAUUUUGAUGCACUAUCAUGUAACAAAUUGUAAAUAACAAUAAAAACGUUUAAUUUUUUUUAAA